AUGUCGGACAAAAAGCCAAGCGGUAAUCCCUUUGAGGACCUGGAUCGAAAUUACGCCGAGCAGGAGAUAGAGAAUGGGGGUCUUCCACCAUAUUCAAGUGCGACACCCAACUCUUCGUCCGACGCUCCACGGGUUCAAGAUUCUAAGGACUCUAAGAGGAACCAGCAAGAAAUCUACGAUGCGCCGGAAGUAGUGCCUCAGGUUGAUCGCGAAACGCUACCUGAGGUAGUACCAAUCGAGGAGAACCUGCCCGAGGUCCGUGUCUCGCAAAAUGCCUCUUAUUACAAUCAAAACAACAACUUCGGUCCUCCUCCAAAUGGGCAAGGGUAUCCUCCAGCAGAUGGGAAAGGAUACGCUCCACCUAACGGGCCCGGAUAUCCUCAAGCAGGCGGACCUGGAUAUCCUCAAAUAGGCGGACCCGGCUAUCCUCCUCCAAGUGGGCAGGGUUAUCCUCCAGCAGAUGGCAGUGGAUACUAUCCAGCGGGCGGACCCGCCUACCCUCCCACAUACGGGCAAGAGUACUCUCAAACAAACAGCCCAGGAUAUUCGCCAAUGCCAAUGCCAAAUCCUCAAGACAGAACAAUUGCCAUUCCAGCCAUCGACGCCUCACCAGGGUCACCUUUACUUCGAGCCUACGUGCCGAUGUUAACCAAAUACAACCUCCCCCAGGAAUCUUUCUUCAGAUUCCUCGACUCACUAAACGAUGUGAUCGCAACCAACCCACCAAUGCAAGUCCUCGAUGUCACCGGCGGCAUCCUAAAGUCCGUUCCAAUCCUCUUUCCUCUGCACUGGAUCGGAUCCGCAUUCAGCGGACUAGCGAACAUAAGCGAGCAAAGCAAGUCCAAGUCGCGAUCAGACUCAGCCCUCAAACAAGCAAACAAAGAGAUCUUCGGACCCCGCGGUCUAAAAGCCGAACUCGCGAACCUCGACGCACUCGCCUACAUUGCGAAAAUCCCCAUUCUCGACUCACAAGGCAAGAUCGAUAAGAACUCGACUCUUGCUCGGCAGUUGGCUGAUAUGUCUCGCGCGUAUCGGAGGCGGAGGAAUGACAGCGACGCUAAAGAUCAGGAUCAGAAACAUGGGCAUCAGUUGGAGCUGCAGCAGCAAAGGCUUCAUGCUCUUCAACCGUGGAUUCAGGAUCUUCAGCUUGAUAUCAAGCCGGCGGCUAAGACGAGGUUGACGCGCCUUAAUUCUGCGCUGAAGAAAUAUAAUGGCGAUGAUAAUCGGAGGCAGGAUAGGUCGGAGGAUGGGGAUGAGCAGGACCGGUUCCGAAAAUGUCUUUGGUUGGUGAUUCGAGAGGAGAUUGGUGGUAAUGGGGGACAGUCGCAAGCUGGGCCAUCGAAGUGA
This is a messenger RNA of Penicillium manginii, 1347 nucleotides long. RefSeq lists its product as uncharacterized. The coding region runs from base 1 to 1347 and encodes 448 amino acids. Lineage: Eukaryota; Fungi; Ascomycota; Eurotiomycetes; Eurotiales; Aspergillaceae. The record is from RefSeq and is a predicted model, not a curated record. The transcript has a single exon.